AUGCCUGCGUCUUUUGUCAAUGAUCUCCUUUGUGGGGCUGCCUCUGAUCCAUAUAUCACUCCCCCCGCCGAAUUUGCACUUGUGUUGAAUCGGAAUAAACAGCCUAUCAACCUCACGAAGGCUCUACCCCACGACGGUCUCAUCCAAUCCGAUUUCAUUAACGAGAAGAUGUCUUCAAUAGUAGCACACACAACCUCGCUUUCUCUUCUUUCAGAUUCGGAUACAACUACAACUCCUGCUUGGUCGAGUUGCAUCAGUGUUGUUCUGGAUGAACGAUCUAUGAGGGAUAAGACGUGUGUCGUUGUGAAAACGGUGAGAAGGGCUGGACGAGAGGAUGGGGUAGUCUGUGUUAGGAUACCUUUUACGCUGACGGGGUGUCUUUUUGGGAUACAUACGGGGUUGGGGUUAGCCUUGGAUGCUAUGGUUGCGGGAGCGGACGAGGGUGGAGUUUUUAGGUUGUAG
Molecule: messenger RNA, 462 nt
Organism: Marasmius oreades (fairy-ring Marasmius)
Lineage: Eukaryota; Fungi; Basidiomycota; Agaricomycetes; Agaricales; Marasmiaceae
Exons: 2
Coding region: 1-462 (153 amino acids)
Source: RefSeq, a predicted model, not a curated record